ACCGCUGCCCGCCGAGGAGCCCAUGGACUUCCGGGAGGAGGGUCCCGAGGUGGAAACGCCCACCAUCUUCAUCAGCAUGCAGGAGGAAGAGGAGGGUUCAGGUGGAGAUGGGUCCCUGUUGGACUCCAGCGUGGAGGGGCCCCUACCUGCGAAGGAAGCGAAGAGCAAGGAGGCGGGAGCCAGCAGCGCCGCUGAUGAGGGAGCCGAGAGCAAGUCAGAGAGCCUCACGCCGGACGAGCCGGUGCCCGGCGGGCCCCAGCCCGUCAGCCAGCCGGAGGAGCUGCCAGAGCCGGGCGCGGAGCAGGAGCAGAAAGCAGAGAGCUGA
Messenger RNA from Terrapene triunguis (Three-toed box turtle), 325 nucleotides. RefSeq names its product symplekin-like. The transcript is spliced from 2 exons. The record is from RefSeq and is a predicted model, not a curated record. Lineage: Eukaryota; Metazoa; Chordata; Testudines; Emydidae. The coding region runs from base 23 to 325 and encodes 100 amino acids.